AUGCAGGAAGGAGAUGCCGAAGACUCCCCCGAAUCACAACAAGCAGAUACCGGCGACCUCGUCUGUCCGAGUCCCACGCCUGUCGAAUCAGGCGGGACAAUGCCAUACCUGUCAGACUGCAAUAACGGAGGAUAUGGCGUCUUCGAGGCUCCAUUUGAUACUUACUCCCCCCUUCCCUACUCGGCGAGUCCGUCUGCGGCUACCACGUUGCGAACCUUCUCGGUCGCAAUGCCGGACCUCCAAUCUCCAGUCGACAUACAAUUCCUCUGGCAUCAUUUCGUCCAACAUACAGCGAAGGGCUUCCUCGUCUGGGAUCCUCAAACUGUUUUCCGGGACCAAGAUAUCAAGGAUCCCUACGCAGUUGGCCUGCCAGCGAUGGCUACAAGCAGCCCCCCGUUGUAUUAUGCGGCUUUGGCGCUGUCCGCGUUCCACUAG
This is a messenger RNA of Ilyonectria robusta, 435 nucleotides long. RefSeq lists its product as uncharacterized. The record is from RefSeq and is a predicted model, not a curated record. The transcript has a single exon. The coding region runs from base 1 to 435 and encodes 144 amino acids. NCBI's taxonomy places the organism in Eukaryota, Fungi, Ascomycota, Sordariomycetes, Hypocreales, Nectriaceae.